AGAUAUAAAGACCUGAAGAUACUCUUUCACGUCCAGAGAUGGAAAACAGUACUACUACCAUUUCUCGGGAGGAGCUGGAAGAACUACAAGAAGCAUUUAAUAAAAUAGAUAUAGACAACAGUGGGUAUGUCAGUGACUAUGAACUUCAGGACCUGUUUAAAGAAGCAAGCCUCCCUCUGCCUGGCUACAAGGUGCGGGAGAUUGUGGAGAAAAUUAUAGUCGUUGCUGACAACAACAAAGACGGCAAAAUCAGCUUUGAAGAAUUUGUGUCACUAAUGCAAGAGUUAAAAAGCAAAGACAUCAGCAAAACAUUCCGAAAAAUAAUUAACAAGAGGGAAGGAAUAACAGCUAUUGGAGGAACUUCAUCAAUUUCCAGUGAAGGCACGCAGCAUUCUUACUCAGAGGAAGAAAAAGUGGCUUUUGUUAACUGGAUAAAUAAAGCUCUUGAGAACGACCCUGACUGUGCACAUCUCAUACCCAUGAAUCCCAAUGAUGACAGUCUCUUCAAAUGCCUUUCAGAUGGCAUCCUGCUCUGCAAAAUGAUCAACUUGUCUGAGCCAGAUACAAUUGAUGAAAGAGCAAUUAACAAGAGAAAGCUGACCCCUUUCACUGUUUCUGAAAAUUUAAACCUAGCUCUGAACUCGGCCUCUGCCAUUGGAUGCACGGUGGUCAACAUUGGCGCUCAGGACCUCAAAGAAGGAAAACCUCACUUGGUCUUGGGACUUCUGUGGCAAAUCAUCAAAGUUGGUCUUUUUGCUGAUAUUGAGAUUUCCAGAAAUGAAGCUCUGAUUGCGUUGUUAAGUGACGGUGAAGAGCUGGAGGAGCUGAUGAAACUUUCUCCCGAGGAGUUGUUGCUACGCUGGGUGAAUUAUCAUCUGACCAAUGCAGGAUGGCGGACUAUCAAUAACUUCAGCCAAGAUAUUAAGGAUUCUAGAGCCUAUUUUCACCUGCUGAAUCAGAUUGCCCCCAAAGGGGACCGAGAUGACGGACCUGCCAUUGCCAUUGACCUUUCAGGAUUUAAUGAGAAAAAUGACCUAAAACGAGCUGGAUUUAUGCUCCAGGAAGCAGAUAAAUUGGGUUGCAGACAAUUUGUUACUCCUGCAGAUGUGGUUUCAGGCAAUCCUAAACUUAAUUUAGCUUUUGUAGCUAAUCUGUUUAACACUUACCCAUGCCUACACAAACCUGAUAAUAAUGACAUCGAUAUGAAUUUAUUGGAAGGGGAGAGCAAAGAAGAAAGGACAUUUAGGAACUGGAUGAAUUCCUUGGGAGUCAACCCGUACAUUAAUCAUUUGUACAGUGACCUUGCUGAUGCCCUAGUGAUCUUUCAACUCUAUGAGAUGAUCCGAGUGCCAGUCAACUGGAAUCAUGUCAACAAGCCUCCCUAUCCUGCCCUUGGAGGGAACAUGAAGAAGAUUGAAAACUGCAACUAUGCAGUAGAACUUGGGAAGAAUAAGGCCAAAUUCUCUUUGGUCGGCAUCGCUGGGCAAGACCUAAAUGAAGGGAAUGCAACGCUGACGCUAGCACUGGUAUGGCAGCUAAUGAGAAGGUACACAUUGAAUGUGCUAUCAGAUCUUGGAGAAGGUGAAAAAGUAAAUGAUGAUAUUAUUAUCAAAUGGGUCAAUCAGACUCUUAAAAAUGCAAGCAAAAAGACUUCUAUUUCCAGCUUCAAGGACAAGUCUAUUAGCACCAGUUUACCUGUCCUAGAUUUAAUAGAUGCCAUUGCACCAAAUGCAGUUCGUCAGGAAAUGGUCAAAAGAGAAGCAUUAUCUGAUGAGGACAAGCUGAAUAAUGCUAAAUACGCCAUUUCGGUUGCUCGAAAGAUUGGUGCCCGGAUAUAUGCAUUACCUGAUGACCUGGUAGAAGUGAAACCAAAGAUGGUUAUGACAGUGUUCGCCUGUCUAAUGGGAAAAGGACUGAACAAAAUAAAAUAAUGAAUCAUUUAACACUCUGCCACACUGAUCAGGUUGAAUGCCUCACA
Elephantulus edwardii (Cape elephant shrew) is the source of this 1978-nucleotide messenger RNA. It is a transcript of the gene PLS1, whose product is annotated as plastin 1. The coding region runs from base 39 to 1931 and encodes 630 amino acids. Gene Ontology annotation, biological process: actin filament bundle assembly; actin filament network formation. The record is from RefSeq and is a predicted model, not a curated record. The transcript has 15 exons. Lineage: Eukaryota; Metazoa; Chordata; Mammalia; Macroscelidea; Macroscelididae. Gene Ontology annotation, molecular function: actin filament binding; calcium ion binding. Gene Ontology annotation, cellular component: actin filament; actin filament bundle; cytoplasm.